AUGAAAAUGACAAUCAUCUCAGUGAUCCUUCCCCUUGCAAUCUCUUGUUUCUUUUUAGGUACUGGAUCUUCAGGAAAGAAGAUUGACUGUUCAGAAUACCAAAUUAAAAAACACCCAAUAGUUUGCCCUAAGUACUAUUUCCCACUUUGUGGAACGGAUGGCGUUACCUAUGGCAACGAAUGUUUCCUGUGUGCAAAAAUUCUAGAAGGAGCCAAGAUAGAUCUGGCACAUAAAGGAGAAUGUGUUGACUGCAGUCAGUACCCACAGCCACAAAAGAAAACACCCGGAGACUGCCCGAACGCAUAUAUACCUGUGUGUGGUACAGAUAAUAAGACUUAUCCCCAUGUCUGCAUCUUGUGUGCAAAAAUCAGCACAACCGGGAAACAGAUUGGCAUACUUCACAAAGGAGAAUGCACGAAACAAAAGAAUGGAUGA
Pogona vitticeps (central bearded dragon) is the source of this 435-nucleotide messenger RNA. Lineage: Eukaryota; Metazoa; Chordata; Lepidosauria; Squamata; Agamidae. The record is from RefSeq and is a predicted model, not a curated record.